CGCCCGGCGCCGCGAGCCGAGGUGUCGCCCGCGCCCGCGCCCGUGUCGCCGCCGUGCCCGCGAGCGGGAGCCGGAGUCGCCGCCGCCCGAGCGCAGCAGAGCGCACGCCGAGCCCGUCUGUCGCCGCCAUGGCCACCACGGUGACCUGCACCCGCUUCACCGACGAGUACCAGCUCUACGAGGAUAUUGGCAAGGGGGCCUUCUCUGUUGUCCGGCGCUGUGUCAAGCUCUGCACCGGCCAUGAGUAUGCAGCCAAGAUCAUCAACACCAAGAAGCUGUCGGCCAGAGAUCACCAGAAGCUGGAGAGAGAGGCUCGGAUCUGCCGCCUUCUGAAGCAUUCCAACAUUGUGCGGCUGCAUGACAGCAUCUCUGAGGAAGGGUUCCACUACCUGGUCUUUGAUCUGGUCACGGGCGGGGAGCUGUUCGAGGACAUCGUGGCCAGAGAGUACUACAGUGAGGCGGAUGCCAGUCACUGCAUCCAGCAGAUCCUGGAGGCGGUUCUCCACUGCCACCAAAUGGGGGUCGUCCACAGGGACCUCAAGCCCGAGAACCUGCUCCUGGCCAGCAAGUGCAAAGGGGCGGCCGUGAAGCUGGCGGACUUCGGCCUGGCCAUCGAGGUGCAGGGGGACCAGCAGGCAUGGUUUGGGUUUGCUGGCACGCCAGGCUACCUGUCCCCAGAGGUCCUGCGCAAGGAGGCCUAUGGCAAGCCGGUGGACAUCUGGGCGUGCGGGGUGAUCCUGUACAUCCUGCUUGUGGGCUACCCACCCUUCUGGGACGAGGACCAGCACAAGCUGUACCAGCAGAUCAAGGCAGGAGCCUACGACUUUCCGUCCCCUGAGUGGGACACGGUCACUCCUGAAGCCAAAAACCUCAUCAACCAGAUGCUGACCAUCAACCCCGCCAAGCGCAUCACAGCACACGAAGCGCUGAAACACCCGUGGGUCUGCCAACGCUCCACUGUGGCCUCCAUGAUGCACAGGCAGGAGACUGUAGAAUGCUUGAAAAAGUUCAAUGCCCGGAGGAAGCUCAAGGGCGCGAUCCUCACCACCAUGCUGGCCACGAGAAAUUUCUCAGUGGGCAGACAGACCACCGCUCCGGCCACAAUGUCCACCGCGGCCUCCGGCACCACCAUGGGGCUGGUGGAACAAGCCAAGAGUUUACUCAACAAGAAGGCUGACGCGGUGAAGCCCCAGACAAACAGCACCAAAAACAGCACCGCUGCUACCAGCCCGAAGGGGACACUUCCUCCGGCCGCCCUGGAGCCUCAAACCACCGUCAUUCAUAACCCCGUGGACGGGAUCAAGGAGUCCUCGGACAGCACUCACACCACCAUAGAGGACGAAGACACAAAAGCCCCCAGGGGCCCUGACAUCCUGAGCUCCGUGGGGAGGGACUCAGGGGCCCUGGAAGCUGAGGGCCCCCUGCCCGCUCUGUCCCCCAGGCUGUCUGACAUCCUGAACACGGUGAGGAGGGGCUCAGGGGCCCCGGAAGCCCAGGGCCCCCCACCCUGCCCAUCUCCAGCUCUCCCAGGCCCCCUGCCCACCCUGUCACGGAAGCAGGAGGUCAUCAAGAUCACCGAGCAGCUCAUCGAGGCCGUCAACAACGGGGACUUCGAGGCCUACGCGAAAAUCUGUGACCCAGGCCUGACCUCGUUCGAGCCUGAAGCUCUGGGCAAUUUGGUCGAAGGGAUGGACUUCCACAGAUUCUACUUCGAGAACCUGCUGGCCAAGAACAGCAAACCCAUCCACACGACCAUCCUGAACCCGCACGUGCACGUCAUCGGGGAGGACGCCGCGUGCAUCGCCUACAUCCGCCUGACGCAGUACAUCGACGGGCAGGGCCGGCCCCGCACCAGCCAGUCCGAGGAGACGCGUGUGUGGCACCGCCGCGACGGCAAGUGGCAGAACGUGCACUUCCACUGCUCGGGCGCACCUGUGGCCCCGCUGCAGUGAAGAGCUGCGGCCGGCCUCGCGGGACAGACUCGGUGUUUGGAGCCCGGCCGCCCUCCCGCGGCCUGCCUGUCGCAUGUUUGUGUCCGCCUCGUUCCUCCCCUGGUGCCCGUGUCUGCAGAAAACCAAGACCGGACGUGAUUUCUUUUUAACACCAAGAUGACAACCACCACACACACACAAAAUUGAUGUUGGAUGAAACAGGAGAACAAAACAAAGGAAAAAGCUGUACAAAUCACUGGCAUUUGUGGGGCUUCGAACCGACGGGCACCCCCCUCCCACACUCCAUGUGUCUGUCCGCCCCUGGCCCCUCGGGGACCGGUGGGGCAGUGACCGCGUCCACAGGGGCCGGGCCGAGGACCCGUGUGUGUUAGAUCUGCAUCCCCCCGCCGUGCAUGGCUGCCGUCAGGAGUGCCGGCCACCUGGGGCCAGGGGGACCCGAGCACGGCUGUUCCCCUCCCUUCCUCUCAUGCCCCCAGCAUGGACGAGCAGUGCAGAGGCCAGGCCGGCCCCCGGGGCCCCGAUGAGCCAUCUGAGACGCCCCCGCGGGCCCAGGGCUCCCGCUCUGGUCCCUCCAGGGCCGGGGGGGGGGCAGGUCUCACACCUGGCGGGAGACUGGCCGAGAGGACACUGUUGGCGGCAGUCCCAUCGGGGAGGGGAACCUUUGGGCUGGCCUCCCUCCUAUUCGGGGUGCCUCCCCCUCUGCCCACCUCCCCCCUCGCCAGCUGGUACGGCCACAGAGGGGCUCCGGGCUUGGUCAAGACACAGGAAGGGGAGAGGGGUCAGAAGGCGGGUGAGUGGCGCCCUGGGCUCCCGGUGGGUACAGCAGGUGUUUGCGGACGGCGCUUUCGGAGUCGGGCCCAGAGCAGAGGGAGGGCCGGCUGCCCUGGGCCUGAAGGGCAGGGCGCAGCGGGCACCCCCCCCCCACCAGGCCUCUCCAGGCUGCAGUGUGGGACAGGGACCCCAGGAUGAGAAGACAGGCUGGGCCCAGCGCGAGGUCCCCCCUGCGUGCUGGUGGGCACCGUGGUGAGGCUCGGGGAUGGGCCCCGUGGUAGGGUGGCAGCGGAGAGCGCCCAGGGUAGCUGGCCAGGUGGGGUGGUCGGGUUGUGAUCGCAGAGGUGCAGUGCCGCCCCAAUACCUGCCCCUUAAUUCACAUUUGCAACAAGGAUUUUCUUUAUCUUCCCCCACAAAUCAAGCCAAGGGAGGGGUACAGAGUGGGGAACGGGACACAGGAGGCUGGUCUCCAAGGGGACUGUCCCUCAGCAGACACUCAGAGUGGACGCUCACCUGCCCGUCCACGGCUGUGUUCAGGACGGCCGUCCCCACCCAUGGACACAGGGUGAACAUCCGCCAGGCUCCCUGGGCCGCGGGCAGCAGCAGAGCUCACCGGGGACAGCGUGUGGCCCGGCCACCCUCACCUCCGGGGGCCUCCUCCCCUCCUCCCCUCACCUCUUAUCUCCACGGAGCUGCCUGUCUGGGAUAAUUUGGGGACUUUUUCUGGGGGAUAGUUCUUUUGCAUGACCCCUCUCGAGCAGGCCACACCUGCUCGUCUAGCUAGAUGUCGGAGGUGUGGCCGCUCUGCGGAGGGCCGGCUGCCCACAGCGCUGGCCGGCCGCCCCCCCCCCUUUUUGCUGAGUUCCAUUGUCUUUUCUUUCUGAGCCUUGUAAGUGUAAAAAAUCAUUAUUUUGUUCUGUCUCGGGAAACUGCAAAUAAAAGAAAAACAGGACAAA
This is a messenger RNA of Zalophus californianus (California sea lion), 3679 nucleotides long. It is a transcript of the gene CAMK2B, whose product is annotated as calcium/calmodulin dependent protein kinase II beta. Gene Ontology annotation, molecular function: calmodulin binding; ATP binding; calcium/calmodulin-dependent protein kinase activity. The record is from RefSeq and is a predicted model, not a curated record. Gene Ontology annotation, cellular component: neuron projection; cytoplasm. Gene Ontology annotation, biological process: protein phosphorylation. NCBI's taxonomy places the organism in Eukaryota, Metazoa, Chordata, Mammalia, Carnivora, Otariidae. The transcript has 23 exons. Bases 129 to 1952 code for a protein of 607 amino acids.